AUGGCUUCAGCAGGACCCAUGGCCAAUUCCAUGUUUGUGGUGGCACCCCCCAACGGGUAUCCUGAGAUCCAAGAAGGCAUGUGUCAGGUGCCCCCGUAUCCCAGCAACCAGCCCCAAGUCCACCUCAUUCCUGUGAACCCCCCUGGUUUGAAGUCAUCUGUAACUGAGCAACCUGCCCAGAGAGCCUUGAAAGAGAGCAAAGUCUUAGGGGCCAUCCAGAUCCUGAUUGGCCUGAUCCACGUGGGCCUCGGCUCCAUCAUGGCCACCGUCCUCUCAGGGCACUACACAGCGAUCUCGUUCUACGGAGGCUUUCCCUUCUGGGGAGGCAUCUGGUUCAUCAUUUCAGGAUCCCUCUCAGUGUCAGCCGAAAAUCAGCCAAAAUCCUCUUACCUGCUGAAUGGCAGUUUGGGCUUGAACAUUGUCAGCGCAAUCUGUUCUGUGGUUGGAAUCACACUCUUCAUCAUGGAUAUGAGUCUCCCUCCCAUCUAUGCCCGCCCUGACUCUUAUCCCUACUAUGACACCUGGGGUGUGACCCCCGGAGUGGCGAUUUCAGGCGUGCUGCUCAUUUUCUGUCUCCUCGAGUUCGGCAUUGCCUGGGCAUCUUCCCACCUGGGCUGCCAACUGGUCUGCUGUCAACACAACGUGGGCGUAGUCCUCCCGAAUGUCUAUAUGGCAAACCCAGUGGUCGUCCCAGAACCGGUGAACUUGCCACCGACUUAUUCCAGCGAGGCCCAGGGCUCCAGAUAAGCAAAGCCACAGCUUCUAGAAGCAUCUUUCGCUGAGACCAAAAGAAG
Messenger RNA from Herpailurus yagouaroundi (jaguarundi), 794 nucleotides. Its product is annotated as membrane-spanning 4-domains subfamily A member 8-like. Gene Ontology annotation, cellular component: plasma membrane. The record is from RefSeq and is a predicted model, not a curated record. The coding region runs from base 1 to 747 and encodes 248 amino acids. The transcript has 6 exons. NCBI's taxonomy places the organism in Eukaryota, Metazoa, Chordata, Mammalia, Carnivora, Felidae. Gene Ontology annotation, biological process: cell surface receptor signaling pathway.